Symbiodinium pilosum is the source of this 231-nucleotide messenger RNA. The record is from the annotation of a GenBank genome assembly. Lineage: Eukaryota; Dinophyceae; Suessiales; Symbiodiniaceae.
GUCAGCGUUUGGAUCCUCAGUGGGCUGUGCAGCAAACAAGUUGAGGACUUCAACCUUGCCCAGAAGAAGUUGGGGAUAAUCUUCACCUUUGUGGAGCAAGCACAACCUGCCUGGCAAAGUUCGAAGCUGCCAGCUGAAAAGACGGAGAUCCAACCACAUUUGGAGUUCCCGCCUCCGAAGGAUGAUGACUCCGGCUUUGGACUGGAACCUUCGAACAUCCGCUCCAGCGAG